GCGUCACAAAUAGCGUAAGACAAACUCCCACUGAUAGAAUUCAACAAACACCUCCACACCGAGUUUCGAUCGUCCGAUCCGUUCACAUCAUCAAAUCGAAACUCCUCAGAAGAAGAAGGAGAAGAUGAAGAAGGAAGACACGGUGAAGCUGAUCAGCGCGGAGGGCUUCGAGUUCGUGAUCGACAAGGAAGCUGCCAUGGUUUCGCAGACCAUCCGCAACAUGCUCACCUCUCCGGGGAGUUUUGCUGAAACACAGGAUGGAAAAGUGACAUUCCCUGAGAUAAGCACCACCAUUUUGGAGAAGAUCUGCCAAUAUUUUUAUUGGUCUCUUCAGUAUGCCAGGUUCUGUUUUUUCUUUAGUAAUUUGUAUUCUUUUGUGGAGACAUUAUUGCAGUCUAUUGAUGUAUUUACUUGUCUUUUGAUACUGUAAAUUUGGAUGCAAAAUCCGAGUUUUGUCGACUAUGUGUAUUGGUUAAUUUUUAAAGUUUGGUUUACUUUGAGAAACAAGUACUCUAUGUUGAAAUUAUGCUUCGCAAGUUUAUUAGUGUUCAAUGGAGCAGUAGCUCUAUAAGAAUUUAAAAGCUGCUUUUCUCUACUUGCAUUAUUGAAGAAUGUCAUCCGUUCCAUGUGGGAAAUGACUAUUUUGUUGAUAGGAUCUUAGCUUUAUAGUGAGAUGGGCAGUGCUUCAGUCAUCAUUGUUGAGUUCAUUUUACAUAUUUUGAAGACAAGUACAUGCUUUUGAUCCUCUCUAUGUCAGUUUUU
Pistacia vera is the source of this 762-nucleotide messenger RNA. Its product is annotated as elongin-C-like. Gene Ontology annotation, biological process: ubiquitin-dependent protein catabolic process. The record is from RefSeq and is a predicted model, not a curated record. Bases 125 to 430 code for a protein of 101 amino acids. Gene Ontology annotation, molecular function: protein-macromolecule adaptor activity. Gene Ontology annotation, cellular component: elongin complex. The transcript is spliced from 2 exons. NCBI's taxonomy places the organism in Eukaryota, Viridiplantae, Streptophyta, Magnoliopsida, Sapindales, Anacardiaceae.